Messenger RNA from Vigna angularis (adzuki bean), 579 nucleotides. RefSeq names its product heavy metal-associated isoprenylated plant protein 39-like. NCBI's taxonomy places the organism in Eukaryota, Viridiplantae, Streptophyta, Magnoliopsida, Fabales, Fabaceae. The coding region runs from base 39 to 413 and encodes 124 amino acids. Gene Ontology annotation, molecular function: metal ion binding. The record is from RefSeq and is a predicted model, not a curated record. The transcript is spliced from 3 exons.
CACUUGUUUAGCUUUCCUCAACCUUCAAGGCUGCGUCAAUGAAUAAAGUUGUGCUACAGGUGGAACUGCUGGAUGACAAAACUAAGAAAAAAGCCAUGAAGGCAGUCUCCAAAAUUUCAGGAGUUGAAUCAGUGUCAAUGGAGAUGAAGGAGCAGAAAUUAACCUUAAUUGGAGACAUGGACGCUGUGGUUGUAGUGGAGAAGCUGAGGAAGCUGUGUUACACCGAGAUACUCUCUUAUGGACCCGCCAAGGUAGAGAAAAAGGAAAAUAAAAAAGAGAAGGAGCCGGAGAAGAAGAAUAUAGAUCAAACUCAGAAUAUUGCUGAUAUUUUGAAGACCUACGAAACCUACCAUAACCAUUAUCAUUACACUAGUCACGUUGAAGAGAAUCCUAAUGCGUGUGUGAUUUGCUAAGUUCAUUUCAGAACAUCAUGCGAACUCGAUAGAAAAUAAGCGUACAAAAGUACAUGGUUGUUCGAAGUUGUAGUGGUCAGCAUUUGAAUAUCACCUUCCAUUGCUGUCUGUUAUUUCUUUCAGAGAAGAAGAGAUCCGGUAAUAAUGGUGUAAUUAUUAUGCCAUA